Owenia fusiformis is the source of this 1796-nucleotide messenger RNA. The record is from the annotation of a GenBank genome assembly. Lineage: Eukaryota; Metazoa; Annelida; Polychaeta; Sabellida; Oweniidae.
GGCUGAUAAAAAAUGUAGCAAAAAAUGUAGCUCCGCAAUAUUUCUCGAUUUUGGACUAUUCCAGGCUUCAGAUACCGAGUUAUUGCACAUAAUUGGAUAUAGGAACUCCUUGAGGAUACAACGCACCCUUCUAAGUGAGUUAUUCUGUGAAAGAAGGAUUGUAAUAUUGACAUAAACUUUUUUUUCUAAAUCUUCCAUACACGGAUUUCGUCGCCAUUUUUUUCCUUGGCCCGUCCCUGUGUAUUAUUUGCAUCUUGAACACUUAGUCUACAUGUUACGCUGCUGAAAAAUCUGAUUAUACAUGUUCAGGGCCUUUCACACCACAGCCAUGCACGAAUUUCCCGCCAUUUGACGUGUGGCCCUUCCCCGUGUAUAACUCGCUAAUUGAACACUUAGUGUAUAAGUACGCGCUGAUAAUAGACUAGUUAUACAUCUUUGGAGCCCUACUCGCUCUAUUCUUACCUAGCAAGGUCGCGACAACCUCGGAAAUGUAUGUUUUGAUUUGAGCGACGCAAAACAGCAGAUCUUUUACCAGAAUCUGAUACAAUGCCACUUUCUACCAAAGUGCAUGUGCCUGCAGAUAUAGAAAUUGAUGACGAUUCCACAAAUGAUAGUGACAAUUGUAUGGAAUCAACUAGUGGUGAUUUUCUCAGUGAUUAUGAUGACUUUAAUCCCACCCCAAUAGCUACCCAGACCGAAAAUGAUAUCAUUAAUGAAAUUAAAGAAUUGUGUUCCGGUGCAGACAAAGCGUUAUUCAUUAAAAGACUAUGCGACCACCAAGAUGUUGACGGAUUAGUUCAUUCCAGAGAUGCUUUAUUUGAUUAUGCACGAAUCAAUCGCAGCAAUGCCAUGCCACCAGGUGCGCUUAUUCGUCGUCUACCCAGUAGGAAAAACAAACAAACAAGCACUUCUGUUAAAGAAAAGCUGGCAUGUGAUAUAUAUCAUCUUUUCCAUUUCAUCAAUGGAGCUUCUAACCUGUCGGAUAUUAAGACACUGUUAAAUCCUAAGGCAAAGACAAACAGAAAAUCAGUUGUUCACAACCCUAUCGAUGAUACAAUGAGACAAAAAAACAGUGAUGACCAACUAGCAAUUAUACUCAAAAACGUUCUUGAACUCAAAUCUAACGUUGCAACUGAAAUCAAUGAACUCAAGGCUGAAAUCGCAAAGUCUACAAAAUCAAAAGUAAAAGAACUCAAUAAUGUAAUUGAAAUAAAGCAGAAUGAACUUAACAGAUGCAAGGAUAGCGAACAGAAGUUAAAAAAUGACUUAAAGAUAGCGAAGGCAAAAAUCAAUGAUCAACAAACAGACAUAAACAAACUCACAACAGAUAUCAAUGAAACAAAAACAAAGCUGUUAAAGCAAAUCCAGACAAUACAAAACAAAGUAAGCGCAUUGGAAAAGUCCUCUUCUCGCAGUGUAGCUAUCACAAUGAAUCAAGAGCAACUUCCAAGCUCAAACAACGAUAAUGUGCAAGAUAGGUCCAGGUCUUUAAGUGGCCCCCCAAAUACAAGCGGUAGCUUGAAUAACACAUCAGCUGUACCCACAAGUGUGUGGGGAAUACCCUUAAAUCCUCCCACUGUACCCACUGGAGCCAACAAAUGUUCUGCUUCAAGUACAAAGGAUAUUUCGAAUGUUCCCGCUACGCCCAUUACGCUUAGUGCUUCUAGCACAUGCAGCGCACCAACUGCUACCUGUACUUCUGCAGUUAAAACCAAUAGUGGGGCAGUCACCUGUAGCGCAUCCGAUGUUUCUAUUGAAUGCAGUGCAUCUCAUACACCCACCAUGUCCCAAGCAGC